UUGUUCGCGCGCAUUACUUCAUUCUUCUUUCGCGUUCGUAGCUCUCUCCCAAUACACGGGUUCUUCCACUCGCCGACUGCGAGUGCAAGAUAUCGUUUACUUUGUACGAAUUUUUGUUUCUGUAAUCAUGGUUGAAAAAUCUUCUAGUUCGUCAUCUACUCUCGUUGAUCAGCCAGUUGUUCCAGGAGAUGUGGUUCUCGACCUCUCCAACAUGGCCAAUGAAACCAUCAAGCUUGGAGGCGGUCUUCGACAGGACCACGAUGCUAUUUCUGUCUCCAAAGUUGGAAAGCUGAGGUUCACGAAGCCGAACAAAUAUUGGGUUGAAAGCUCACAGAAAAGGUACGUGCCAUGUGUGGAAGAUUGUGUUCUUGGAAUCGUGGUUGACUCUAGAUCCGAUAAUUUUCUUGUUGAUAUUAAAGGUCCGGCAUUGGCCUUUCUUCCUGUUCUUGCAUUUGAAGGAGGAACCAGGCGAAACAUACCCAAAUUUGAGAUGGGUGCCCUGCUUUAUGUGAGGGUAGUGAAGGCAAACCCUGGUAUGAAUCCUGAGUUGGCAUGCACUGAUGCCAGUGGGAAAGCAGCUGGAUUUGGCCUCCUAAAAGAUGGCUACAUGUUUGAAUGUUCAACUGGCUUAUCAAGAAUGCUUCUAAGCUCGCCAACAUGUCCAGUUCUUGAAUCUUUUGGGAAAAAGCUUUCAUUCGAGACAGCAGUUGGUUUGAAUGGCCGAGUUUGGGUGAAUGCUGAUUCUCCAUCCACAACCAUUGUGGUUUCAAAUGCACUAUUGAACUCCGAGACUCUGUCUGGGGUCCAACAGAGAAUCAUGGUGGACAUGCUCCUUAACAAUUUGAAGCUGUCAAGUUAGUCUUGUAAACUUUAGGGUCAGAAUUAUUUGUUUGUUUAAUUACUCUUUUAGUGAUGUAUUAUUUAGACAAAUGUUGCUGUUUAAUUUGGCCAUCUUAAGGAAGGUGGAGGUC
Molecule: messenger RNA, 971 nt
Organism: Cucurbita maxima (winter squash)
Lineage: Eukaryota; Viridiplantae; Streptophyta; Magnoliopsida; Cucurbitales; Cucurbitaceae
Product: putative exosome complex component rrp40
Exons: 9
Coding region: 128-859 (243 amino acids)
Biological process (GO): U4 snRNA 3'-end processing; poly(A)-dependent snoRNA 3'-end processing; nuclear polyadenylation-dependent rRNA catabolic process
Cellular component (GO): cytoplasmic exosome (RNase complex); nuclear exosome (RNase complex)
Molecular function (GO): RNA binding
Source: RefSeq, a predicted model, not a curated record